This is a messenger RNA of Anopheles maculipalpis, 1443 nucleotides long. RefSeq names its product zinc finger and SCAN domain-containing protein 12-like. The record is from RefSeq and is a predicted model, not a curated record. Gene Ontology annotation, cellular component: nucleus. Lineage: Eukaryota; Metazoa; Arthropoda; Insecta; Diptera; Culicidae. Gene Ontology annotation, biological process: regulation of transcription by RNA polymerase II. Gene Ontology annotation, molecular function: zinc ion binding; RNA polymerase II transcription regulatory region sequence-specific DNA binding; DNA-binding transcription factor activity, RNA polymerase II-specific. Bases 1 to 1443 code for a protein of 480 amino acids. The transcript has 3 exons.
AUGCUCACAGUGUACUGCCGUAUGUGUUUGAGUCCUUCGCAGUUUCACGAAAUGAUGUCCCUGUUCGAUAAAUACAGAGGAUUUUCCAUACGUGAUGCGUUGUUGGAUUUGUUUCAAAUUAAGAUUCUUCCCACGGAAAUGUUAUCUACGAUUUGCAAGAAAUGUAUUGCAAAGGUGUGUACCGUGCGCGAGAUAAGAGAGGAAUUUAUUGCACAGGAUCGCAAAUACCGGCAAAUGAUCAGCAACUCUACUGACGAAGAAUCAUCCUCAACGGAGAAGAACAACGAAUCCGAGCGUGUGCACGCGGACACUGAACCAUCCGCCGCUGUUGAAAGCACCGUCGCCGAAGAACAGCAUCAGCAGGAAGAUUUUCGUGAAAAAGUCGGAUCGUCGAAUCCAGCUGAUGUUAAGGAACCGUCAGCAGCGGAAAGCCGGAACAUUAAUUCUAUCAUCUGCUAUGUGGAGGAAUCGAAUGAAACAGAACGACAGGACGCAACACCACAAUCGGAGUACGAAGUGAUAAUGUCCCAGAGUCCGGGAAAGUCUCCGGUACGAUUCCAAAUUGCUAACUGUUCACAGGAAGACAAUGAAAAUUCGAAUCUAGAACCUGCUGCAGAUAAAAACAACGAAGAUGAGAUCAGCGUUAAAGAGUACUGUGAAUAUACGGAGGAUACGGCAGACUCAACGGACGCAAACAGUGGCGAAGAUUCUGUACACUGCGAGAGUGCGUAUGUUUGCGAAUGGUGUGAGUGCUACUUUAAGACAAAAGAUGCGUACAUAGUCCACGCUUGUGCUAACCAGUCGGAAAGUAUCCAGCAGGAAUUUGAGAGCCAAAGUAAAAAGGUGCACUGUAAGGACAGCUCCAAUAAGAGAGCCCGAUUGGAAGAUACCAAAAAAACAGUUGUUGGGUUCGCAACCAACAUUAUCUGUCCUCACUGUUCAGAUGUGUUCGACCAGGACAGUAAACUGCUCGAGCACGGUAAACUAAAGCAUCCGGAAGAGUUUGAAACUGUCGAAUGCAAUCAAUGUACGGAAGAGUUCGCUACCUACGAUGCACUGUACAAGCACGAAUCAUCGCAACACAGGAACGGGUAUGAAUGUAGGUACUGUAAAAAGAAGUUGCUCAAUUCCAACGCUUUACAAAGUCACGAGAAUGUACACACCAAGCGGCAGACGUUCAGUUGCUCGGUAUGUAAUAAAAUGUUUUCCCAGUACACCAGCAUGUGGCGCCAUAUGCGAAUACAUAACGAUAUAAAGGCGUACGAAUGUGAUAUCUGCCAGCGUCGGUUUCGGCAGCGAACUGUGAUGCUAGCGCAUCGUUUGAUACACACCGGAGAGAAACCGUACGUGUGUGAGGUGUGCGAUAAAAGCUUCCGGGAUCGUAGCACACUGGCGAGACAUAGGCAAGUGCAUUCAAAGGCAAGGACGAAGAAAAAUAAGUAG